AUGAGCUCAUGGGAAAGCCUGCUAAAGACCGCGGAAGACGACUACAAUGACGGAAAUUUUAAGGACUCAUACUUUAACAAUAUGAAAGCAGCAAGCGCGCUGAUUCAAAAACUUUCCACAGAGGUUACCUUUGCGACUCGAGAUACCGUAAAGAACAAGCCAAGCAAUAAUCUUUUGUUUCAACAAUUAAAUCGGUGCUUGCAACAUGCCGAAGAUAUACUUCAGAACAGAACCAUUAACGGUUCUCUCCCUUCUCCGCAACCAUCCUAUAUCUCCGAUAUUACUCCUUCAUUGCCGACUAUCAAUGCGGCGGCAAGUCAUUUGCCACUAGUUCCAUUUUCGCCUCUCACGCGACAAUCGAUCGAUUAUAUGCAUAAUCUAGCAAGCACAUCCAACAAAGUCACUGUGGCAAAACAAAAAUCUUCUGAGGGAUCGGAAAAUCAAGAGCAUAUUCGUCGUCUCAAUAACGAAGUGCGUAUUCAACGUUCGAAAUUGGACCAAGUUAACGUACAAAUUCAGACAAUUUCUACGGCGACAUUAUUAUAUUGGGAGACUGAAGCGGUCGCGAAACAAUUGACUAUUAUUGAGUGUCAAUUAUUCGGGAAGGUGGAUGAUUUUAAAAAAGACUUGACGACGAAGGAUCGAAAAAAUUCAAAUGCACAAGCGUGUUUGGACUUCCAUCGAUAUUUGACAAAUAGUUUUACCCAUCAAUUUAUCAUCUACGCAGAUAGUAUUCGAACAUCUGCUAAUUCACAUAAAAUUUCACAACAGUCAAAAGAUAAUCUUAUUGCUAAUGGGAUAAAGAUCGCAUAUAUUUUAUUGCACGUUUAUCGAAAUUUCAAUAGUUUUGCCGCGAUAGUGAAAGCUUUAAAUUCACCAGAAGUGCGUAGAAUUAGACGUCUAUGGGUUAAUCUUGCAUCUCGCACACACCAAAAAUUUAAAGAGCUAGCUAGUUAUGUAAAUCCAUCAAAUGAUUAUAAAGCAUACCGAGAUAUACUUAAUCAAAAAAUCGAGUUAUUUCGGGAUACCCCAGUGGCGGAUGCUGGUCCAAUGAUUGCAAUACCUUGGAUGCAAACCCACUACGAAGAGGUUAAAAAUGUCACGCAGGCUUACACCACGGGUAAUCAUGCAGGAGAUUCCUCGGAUAUUCUUUCGGCUCCGGGAGCACGAAAAUUAGAAAAAAUAUUUUCUCUACUUGAGCAAUGUCGAUCAAACACGAUUUCUUCGGAUGAUGAAGAAUGGGGCACAACACGAAAAUCAACAAACAAUGCACCUCGUAAUAAAGAUCCUAUUGUUUUAGACGGGAAUAAAAUAGUACCACCUUUAGAUAUUUCACGCAUGGGACUCGGAGAUUUUGGUAUACAUCAUUGGUUGGUUUCGAGGGUUUAUCUCACAAAACAACAGUUAGUUGACGAGAGUAUAGAGAUUGAACCUUUGUUGGACGGAGAACGUUUUUCGGAUAGUGGUGAUAAUAUGGAAAUAGUGAAAACUCCGUUGAAUGACCUUAAUAUAAUUAAAAAAGAUGAAACUAGAAACUUGAUUGAGAGAUCAAAUGGAUUUACUUAUGAUUUCAAGGAAUCAUCAAACAAUCCAUCUUCUAUUCCUUCUACUCCAUCACAGCAACCUCUUCCUAUAGUAAAAAAUAGUGAACCGGGUGAAUCAUCUGCCAAGAUCACGAAUCCUCCUAUAACCAAUACCAAUAAUAUAAAAGAAAUUGAAAAACCAGUUGAACCAGUAAUUACCCUAUUUAAACAGUCUAGUACUACUGAAAUGACCAAUGCACCAAAUAAAACAGUGACUCGUCCUGAAACAAUCUUCACCUCAUCGAAUCCUAUUUCUAUCCCGGUCAAUCUCAAUCGUCCCAAUUCCAAUUUAAGUAGCAAUGGCACUGCACCCAUUCCUAUACAACAAUCAGGUUCUGCGCCAUCUUUAGCGGCUCCUUCACUCAAUCCUAAUGCAACCCCUUUUAUUCCUAAUCGAUCUCAGAGCUUCUCGGAUCCUGCCAGUAAUAAUUUUGCAGCGUUUGCCGAGUUGAGUAAAAAUGCAAAAUUGGAUCAUCCGUCCACUGAAAGUAAAAUAGAAGAUGACGAAGAGGAAUUUAAAUACCCUAUCAAUGAUAUUAAUGGUGGUGGUCAAUCUGAAGCUAAAACUGAAGACGACGAGGAGGAAGAAGACAACUUUAUUUAUCCAUAUAAUAUAGGUGAAAUGAAAGAAGCUUCAAAUAAUGAUCCUGAAGAAGAAGAGGUAUUCAAAUACGAACAAAAUGAUGGCGAUGAUGAGGAAGAACGAAAAAACAAUGACGGAGAUGACGAAGAGGAUGACGACGGAGAUGAUGGCGGAGAUGACGAAAAAUUUGUGUAUACAGACUCUUCUGCAAUCCAAGAGGACGAGCAAAAGGAGAAUAACACAGGGUUCUCAUCAUCCGUAGGAGUGAAUGGAACCUCUAAGACAGCAGCAAAGAAGGAAAUUGUCGCUAAUGGCUCUAGUGUGAAUGGCGUGAAUGAUAUUCUGACCAUCAAGGAUAGGGAUACACGCACCGUUACCGUAAAGAUUAACGGAUUUACAUCCUCUUCAGCUACUGAUUGA
Messenger RNA from Ambispora gerdemannii, 2586 nucleotides. NCBI's taxonomy places the organism in Eukaryota, Fungi, Glomeromycota, Glomeromycetes, Archaeosporales, Ambisporaceae. The record is from the annotation of a GenBank genome assembly.